Messenger RNA from Punctularia strigosozonata HHB-11173 SS5, 1830 nucleotides. RefSeq lists its product as uncharacterized. Gene Ontology annotation, molecular function: nucleic acid binding. Lineage: Eukaryota; Fungi; Basidiomycota; Agaricomycetes; Corticiales; Punctulariaceae. The record is from RefSeq and is a predicted model, not a curated record. The transcript has 4 exons. Bases 1 to 1830 code for a protein of 609 amino acids.
AUGAAGACACUUGUUGAUCUUACAGCUGUAACGGAAUAUGUGAAGUUGCGCGAGCGAUAUCGAGCACAUCCAAAAUGCAAGAGACCGUGCUUGCAAGCGAGUCUGGCCAUCGCGAAGUCCAUGGGCAAGAAACCUCAUUUUGCCCGCCGCAUACGUCGUAAUGAGCAUUACCUGCUCCGUCAUCAUCAUCUCCCUUUGCCCCGGUGCCGUACUCGUCAUGGUGGACAACAUUCACUACUUGACAAUGAGGAUGUCAUGCAGAAGGUCCGCGUGUAUCUUGCUGCAAAGAAUCUCGGCGAUAUCACACCGCGUUCACUCAUGCGCGAAGUGAACAAUGUGAUCGCACCUGCACUGGGGUACACUGGGAAAGAAAGCAGCAUUUGUGAGCGUACAGCGCAGAAUUGGCUUCGGAAACUGGGGUAUACAUGCAAAGAUGUCAAAAAGGGACUUUACUUCGAUGGCCACGAACGUCCAGAUGUCGUCGCAGCUCGCACUGAAUUCUUGGCAGAGAUGGAAAGAUACGAGAGGCUCAUGACUCGAUACGAUGGCCCGGACCUUGAGAGUAUUCCACCAAAGUUGAAUCCUGGAGAGAAGGAGCACGUAUGGAUUGCACAAGAUGAGACCAUCUUCCAUACAAACGAGUACAGGAGGCGCAUGUGGUUGAAGGCUGACCAGCAGCCCAUCAAAAAGAAGGGCAAUGGCCGUGCGAUACACGUCUCCGACUUCAUCUGCGAGCCAUCAGGUCGCCUUGCACUGAAUGGCGUGCAGCGGGCAGAACAAGAGGCGUUGCCGGCAGAGCAACGUCUUCAAGUCACUGAUGCACGGAAAAUAAUCUACCCCGGCAAAAACCAUGAUUCGUGGUGGGACUUGCCCCAGCUGAUCACACAGCUCCGACAUGCAAUCAAAAUAUUCAAGGUCAUGUUCCCAGACAAGAUUGGUGUCUGGGUCUUUGACUGCUCGGCAUCUCAUGAAGGCUUCGCUGUGGAUGCACUGAAUGUAAACAACAUGAAUGUCGGCCCCGGUGGAAAGCAAACAUGUCUCCGGGAUACAAUCAUACCCAAAAGUAAUCCGGCUCCGAGGCCAGGCCGAGCAGACACCCGUGGUCAGAAGCAGGUCAUGGUGUUUCCUGCCGAUUACCACGACAAAGAGCUCCAAGGAAAGGCAAAAGGCAUGGUACAGGUUUUGAAGGAGCGUGUUUCAGUUUGGGACAUCUAUCAGGAGAAAGCGGAGACACGGAAGCCGACGAAGAAAGGCAAAGAAUUCAAACCCCUGGGGAAGUGUCAGAUGUGCACAAAAUCACAGGCUAAACUUGAUGCUGAACGCCGGAUCGCAAUCGCCGAAGCAACUGGGCAGGACACAUCAGUGACUGAUGAUGAUGUCGCAGCAGCAAACGGGCCUGACUUGGACACGGCACGUGAAGAUUGGUGUUGUGUAUACCGAGUGCUCUCUCUGCAAGAAGACUUUGCAAAUGAAAAGCCAUUAAUCCGACAGGUGCUCGAGCAGGAAGGACAGGUAUGUAUGUUUCUGCCGAAAUUUCAUUGCGAAAUGGAUCCUAUCGAAAUGGUUUGGGGUUAUGCAAAGUACCGCUAUAGGGAUGCUGCGGAUGGUAAAUUCAAGACCGCAAAGGAUCUUGUUCCCCAUUGUCUUGAUUCUUGUGAUCUCGCCACAAUACGACGGUUUUUUCGCAAAUCGUGGCGAUAUGUUGACGCCUAUCGCAAGGGUCUCAAUGUGGAACAGGCUGCAUUUGCAAACAGAAAGUAUAAGCAGCAUCGCCGCGUAGGUGUUCCAGCGGAGGUCAUUGCUGCAAUGCAGCUGGAGAACCGCAGAUGA